Molecule: messenger RNA, 1181 nt
Organism: Daphnia magna
Lineage: Eukaryota; Metazoa; Arthropoda; Branchiopoda; Diplostraca; Daphniidae
Exons: 6
Coding region: 333-959 (208 amino acids)
Biological process (GO): regulation of transcription by RNA polymerase II
Cellular component (GO): histone deacetylase complex
Molecular function (GO): protein binding; transcription corepressor activity
Source: RefSeq, a predicted model, not a curated record
UUAACGGGACACAACUAGCUGCUGGUUUUAAUGAUGGUACUGUCGUCGUAUGGAGUUACCCAGAGUGUGAAAUCAUCUUUCAAAGGAAACUUCCGGGUCAUAUCAAAAUCAUAUCAGAGGCACCAUUGAUUUUCGAAGAAAUAAAUUGGAAUCCAACCAGGCCCAACUUAUUUGCUGCUCAUUAUGAGCGGCGAAAUCAAGUUUCCGUAUAUGAUUCAUCCAUUGGCGAAGUGAUCACCCCAAUUGACGUAAAAUUCGUUUCGGCUGUGAAGUGGAUCUCUGAAAAUCGAAUCGCCGUCUCUUCUUCGAAUGGAACGAUCAAAAUUUUUGAAAUGGAGGAAAACAAUUUGACAACAACUCGACUCGUGAAAGAAUUCACACAUGGAGAAUAUUGUGAUUAUCUGGAGUGGAAUGAAAGGACCCAAUAUUUGGCCAGUGGUAGUGAUCAGGGGAUCAAUAUUUGGUCUAUGGACCACGACAGGCCAAUUUUUAGCCUGAAGUUUCCUCUACAGAACGAGGAGGAUAAAAAAUUUGCAUGGCGCUUGUGCACAGGAAAUGGGGAAGAAAAGGGCGGAAUCGAAAUGGCAAGGAAAUCAGCCAAAAACUUCACUUUUUUUAUUAGUUCGAUGAAAGGCGUUUUUAUUUGGAAUCCUCUGGAAUGCGAACAACUGUCGCGACGUCUUUCCAAAGAUACAAACAUAGAAAAGGUCGCCUUUUCAUCGGACGGUCGGUUUCUUGCAGCCGUAAGCCGUGGGACAUUAAUGAUUUGGUCAGUGGAGGAAUGGGUACAAAUAUACAAAGUCAACAACGGGAAUAUUGAAUUUGGCGGCACAAAGAAUAUAUCAUUUUUUACCACAAAAUCUACAAACCUUUACGAGAAGAAACUUAUAGUCAAUUACAUCGGUGGGACCAGCAGUUUACUUGAAUUCGCGUUCGAAGAAAGUAACAUUUCUGAUUAAGCCAGUGAAAUAUCAACAGAAUCCGAUUAAGAGGACGAUGAAGACGUGUACGCCAAUAGCGAAGACGUUAGUUCUCUAAAACGCCUAAUGUGGUCAUUAUUCCUCGAAAUAAAAACUAGUGAAUAACAAAAUGUCAUGCAAAAGACAUUUAUAUUAUAUGCCAUUUAUUAUUGCUUAUACAUGCCAUUUAAUAUUUCCAAAAUAAAAUAUGCUUCAAUGAUA